Messenger RNA from Poecilia reticulata (guppy), 3950 nucleotides. It is a transcript of the gene prnpb, whose product is annotated as prion protein b. The record is from RefSeq and is a predicted model, not a curated record. NCBI's taxonomy places the organism in Eukaryota, Metazoa, Chordata, Actinopteri, Cyprinodontiformes, Poeciliidae. Gene Ontology annotation, biological process: protein homooligomerization. Gene Ontology annotation, cellular component: membrane.
AGGCGUUACGUCAGCGGCAAACGUCUCUUCAGACCGACUCAACGUUCAGAGGUGACCGGUGAGCGGGAGGCUUUCUAAGCGGAAAAUAAGGCGAGAAGAGGGAAACCGAGGUGCGGACAUUCAAGUGUGAAGAUGCAGCUCAAAUCUUCUCUACUGUGCCUUCUUUUGUUUCACUUUCCUUUCCUAUUGGCCAAAAGAGGUGGAAGCUUUGGGAAGAGCCUUGGUGGAAGAAAGGGGUCCACACCCAGCCGAAGUGCCACUAACAGCAACAUGUGGCACAAAAGCAAUCAGGGCUCCAAUCCUCAGGGUGGACAUCCCAAACAAAGCAACCAGGGAGGAUACCCAGGUGGUUACCCCAGGCAGCAGGGUGGAGGCUACUACAAUCCGUACCCAGGGAUGGGGUCACCAUAUAGCAACAAAGGGUACCCAGGUGGAUACAUCAAUGCCAACCCAAAUAACAAAAUUUUAAGCCCUCGCUAUGGUGGCAGCUUUGGCUACGGAGGGUAUGGCUCCAGGGGUGGUUCUCCAUUUUCCCAGUCAGUCCAGGGAAUGGGUUUAUUACCUAACAGUAAAUCCAGAGGGUUUGGUCGCUCAGCAAUGAUAGCAGCAGGUGGGGGGGCUGUGGCGGGGAUGGCCCUGGGUUAUGGACUGGGAAGGUUCCCCCGGCCAGAUUUUCAUUUUCGCAACGCCCAACAAGAGUACUACUACAACCACUACAUGUACAGGAAAUAUGGUACCCGAUCAACUGACACCAACGACUACAGCAGAGACUAUAGCUUCAAAACUCCCUCAGGAAGCUACGACAACUUCAUGGAUGACUGCAUGAAGAGAAUUGACCUGUCUGCAGAGAGUCAAAAGCCACCAAGUAAACCAACCAGCAGGACCUCAAAUGGGGCGUCCAACCCUUUAACCAACAACACGACAAAUGCCACCACAUCUUCAAGUCCAUCGCCACAGGAAUCCAGCAGUGCUGAAGACGACGAUACAGUCAGCAUAGUAGAGAUUGGCUAUCCGGCACUGAUCGAGCAGCUGAAGGUCAGGAAGUGCUUGGAGCGUUACAUGGUUAAGUCUGAUCAAUACUUAGUGAGACAGAAUGGAGGAGCUCAGGCGCUGACGCUGGGCCUGCCGGGGGUUUUAUCUGCAGCCUUUGCUACAACAUUGAUCAUAAUUAAUAGCAACAUGAUAAUGUUCCUGCACUGACACCGUUUGCAGGGUUAAUCAGUUGAGAUUUUGCCAUCCUCUCUACCUGGAGAAAUAUUAAGACAUGGAAGAAGAUAAAAGCUUCUUUUACAUUGCAAAAACAGCCUUACCAAGUAUUUUUGUUUAGUAUGGGAAAAAAUGUGUUACCAUGUUUAUCUGCUAGUUGAACUAGUCCUUCUUUUAAAAUCUGUAUUAAGAAAUAUUGACUUAAAGCCAGCUCCUGUGUCUUGCUGAAGAGUUACCCGUAAGUAAACGUAGUCUUAUUUCAAAAGUUUUAUAUUUGCACUAGAAACCAUACAAAAUACUUGGUAAAAUGUUGUGCUUUUGCAGUGAUACAGGCUUUCGUCACUUUUUAACCGACAAGGCAAAAAACACCAUGAGAUUCAAAUGGUAUGAUAAUGUUACCAAUCUAUAGAUAUUUAUUGGUACUUCUUAUAUAUAGUAAUAAUCUUUCUGCUGUGUCUUUAUGGAGUAACAAGCCUAACUAGGUGAUAUUAGCUGAUCAAUUACUCAGGCUAUCUGCUCAUGUAGUCGCUCUGCAGAAUGUCACUCAGAACUUGAUGACUGAUGAUCCUUUUGUUUCCUUGCUAUGACUGCCCAGAGUUUCCUGACCAAACUGCCAGACCUGUCUUUCUUGUGAAUAAGAGUGUUUUCACACAUUAUGUCCAGGAGACUCGGUUCGAUUGGUGACCAAAAUUGCAACAUUUGUUACACUUUCAUUUGUUGCAUGUGUCAAAGAAAUUAAACCGUUUGUUGCCGCCUCGUCUGUGGUGGUGCUGCACCAAGAACCACUGAAGGAGACAACAUGAAAAACCUCAGAAGGAGACAUGAGUGCAACUUCCUUCUUUACAAAACGAAAACAAAAUGGAGUCAAAUUUGAGCCGUUAUAGGGUUUCUCUUUUGUCUUUUGUAAAAGUCCACUAGCUAUUUCUCCCACUAGUGCUACAGUUGUGCAUUUGUUUAGAUUGUAUUUACCCAGAAUGCCCUGCGCUGUAAUUUACUUCCUGUUUUUGGAGCCGUCUCCAGUCUGCUUGGUGUUCACAUAUGCAUGUGAAACGCGCUAGAGUUCACAUCAACUGAACCAAGGCCGAGGUUUGUAGGCGGACCAGAGUUGGAUUUUUUUCUUCCACCUUAGAGUUUGAUAGCUCGUUCACACCAACUCAAACAAACCGACUUCCUAGUAAAACUAGAGUUUGAUUAAAGCGUCACUCUGGGAAAAAGCUUGCUAUAUUUAACCAACGGACAAAUUUGUAUCAUUCUUGACAUGAAUUUAUGGACCAAACACAAUCAGUCCAGGACCAUAAUUGGCCCCUGAGCCACACUUUGGAUACCUGUGGGUUAGAGUUUUCUGAAUCUUCCCAACGUGGGAACCUGCUGCUGGCUAUAAAAGAUGAAGAUGAUUAUGAAGUAAUUGUGGGAAGUUUUAGUUUUAAGAGAAAAAGCCAUAGUGAAUUAUGGCUCAAAGAAGAAUUCAAAUAUAAAACAGCUUUUUAAACAAUAUAUUCUUUAACAACUUUUUAAUUUGGUUUUAACCAUUUUCUGUAAAUCUCAUUUAUUAUUUAUACAAAAGUUGCUUCAUUUUGGGACCAAGGCUGAAAUUGUUACAAAUGUCUUGCACCAGUAAUAUACCCAUGUUGCCUUUCUCUUUGUAUAAUAAAAACAAUUUGUACUUUGUUUUUUAUUUUUGUUAAUCUAAACUGAUACAGGGCAAAAAUCACCAUUUCAGUUUAGUAUUUUGAGUGUUUUUAAACGUAGUUGCGUCUGCCUCUGACUUUCAGGGCUUUUUAUAUCAGGUUUUCCUCCAGAUCAUGACAGAAAUGUCUUUAUCAAGGAGAAUUAAUUUUAAUACUUUUCUGAUCAUCACCUGUUUAUAUCUUGUAGUGUCCAACAUGGCAACAUUAAUCUGUGUUUGGUGGUUUAUUGGGCUUUUUCAUUUAAGUCUGAAUAUUUUUGUGUUUUUUUAAUCAGUUCUGAAACUGAACUGAUUAAUACAGUUUCCUGUAAUAGGAAACUGUAUUUCCUGUUACAGUUUAUUCAGUAACACGAAAUACACAUUCAUAUUGGUUAGUUUUCUGUUUUUUUACAGAACUUAUUGGAAAAAACAAAAUCCAAUGAAACUUUAAUAUAAGAAUGUACCCUCAGCUCACUGUUUUGAAUGUGAAUGUGUCUUCAUUAAUGACCAAAUGUGUUUGUUUUGUGCAAAGUGUCAGAAAUGUAAACAUUUUAUGUCUGCUCAUUUUAAACGGUUGGUAAAUGUAUUUGUUGUCAAUGCUAUGAUAAAAACAACACAGAUAAAGCCAUGAUUUAGCUUCAAAAGAGGUAAAUUCAGACUUUUUUUAACACAUCAGUCCAUAUUGUGGUGUUCCAAACACAGAAAAGAAUGAACCUCUAGAUUAAAGAUUUACACACUUUUGGUAUGAUUAUGCUCCUAUGUGUUGGAGGCUGUUUGGUUGUAAAUGUGAGGAUAAAAGUAAUAUAACAAAUUGCCAUUGGUGGCGCUGUUGCGGUUACAAGAGCUGGACCUGUAAAGAACAAGAUGAAGUUCCUGUUCCUGAAUAAACGUUGCCAUGUCCUAUCUCCAGUUAUCUGCUUGAAUAUUAUUUUAUUUGACCUAGUGUAUCAUACACAACACAUAUCGUGAGGGCGCUGUCAUACAGGAACAUUUAAUGUAAACAUUUUCUUUCUACGCUGAUAAAUGUCCUGCUGUUGUUUGUCUUGUCUAAUAAACUUAACUUUUAGUGAUUCCCUGA